This is a messenger RNA of Dictyostelium discoideum AX4, 162 nucleotides long. RefSeq lists its product as hypothetical. The record is from RefSeq and is a predicted model, not a curated record. Lineage: Eukaryota; Evosea; Eumycetozoa; Dictyosteliales; Dictyosteliaceae. The transcript is spliced from 2 exons. The coding region runs from base 1 to 162 and encodes 53 amino acids.
AUGUUAUUCAAAUCAAUCAUUUCUUUAUCAAAUUCAUCAAAAUCAUUAAAUAAUAAAAUUAAUAAUGAUAAUGAAAAUAAUAAUUUAGAAUUUUCAUCAAAUAAAACUACAAUUAAUCCAUAUUCAGUCUUUAGUUAUAGUCGUCCAUUAUGGAAUUGCUAA